AAUCGGGCUUUCAUAAAGGUCACACGUGCCGGUUUAACAAAACCGUUUGGUUAAGAAUCAUUUUUAUUUUAUUAUUAUUUUUUUGUUUUUUGCUAUUAUUUUUCUCUGCAUUAAUUUCUUGUUCUCAAUGUAAAUUCGAAAGGCAAAAAUAUUUAUACGCACGCGCAAAAAAAUUAUAUUAUCACCAAAGCACGUGUGCUUUCUCUCUUAGAAUAAAACAGCGUGCUCUGUGUGUAAAAUAAAAAGCCGGCUGUAUAGCCGACGAGAAUAAAAAAAAAUUUGGUCUCUGUGAUAUUUCUCCUGCUACUCAAAAUUCAUUUUCUCCUAAUUUAGCAUUACAACAAAUAUUUAAAUUAACCAACAAAAUAUUAGGAGAAAAAAAAUACUAAAACUAAAAAGAAAAUAGUGUAAAGUGUUCAGUUUAAAAAAACUUUUUUUUCGCCCCAAAAAACAGGAAGUGAUUUCUGGUUUUACAGGGUAACAGAUGCCUUAUUUAAAACUUGUUCCAAUCAAGGACUGAUUGAUAAUCACACAAUGGGUUACAAUGGAAAACUGAGAAAAUAAUCAAGUGGAAUUUAUUUUUCUUUAGAAAAAGUUGGAGAAAAAAUUCGAAAUUAUCAGUAAGAAAUAAAAAAAAGCACCAUGGCUUUCGAAAACGGAAGAUCGAGAGACAUAGACCUGGAGGACGUUGAAUUAAAUCAACUGAGAAGAACAAGAUUUCAUGUUAAUCGUGUAGACAGUAUGGAAGGACGAGCAAGUCUCCUAGCCGAACAGGAAACAAGAAAAUCCUUAAAAUAUAUGACAAGGGAAGCUUUACCAAGACUCGAUAAUUAUAGAAACAUUUUAAGUAUUCAAGUUGCCCACAGGCCAUCUCUAGACGAACUUCACAAUCCAACACUUUUAAAUAAGAGUGCAAGGAGUAACACAUUGCCAUUAGUUGAUUUAAAAAAUGCAGAAAGGGGAAUAAAAUUUGGUUGGAUUCAAGGAGUGCUUCUAAGAUGUUUACUCAAUAUUUGGGGUGUAAUGCUGUUUCUGCGACUCUCAUGGGUCGUUGCAGAAGCAGGAAUAGGACAAUCAAUUGUGUUGAUAUUGACAACAACAAUGGUAACAGUAAUUACAUCACUGUCCAUGUCAGCAAUCAGCACGAAUGGUCUCAUUAAAGGAGGAGGAACGUAUUAUAUGAUUUCUAGAUCCUUAGGACCAGAGUUUGGCGGAUCGAUAGGAAUAAUUUUUUCAAUUGCAAAUGCCGUUGCGUGUGCAAUGUACGUGGUUGGCUUUUGUGAAAGUCUGGUAGAUCUUCUAAAACGUUACAAUUCCUGCAUUAUCGACUGCAGUAAUGCAGAUAUUAGGAUAAUUGGAGUGAUAACAAUAGCGGUUCUGCUUGCAAUCGUUAUUAUCGGAAUGGAGUGGGAGGCGAAAGCACAAAUUGGCCUUCUGAUAAUUCUCCUCCUAGCAAUAGCCGAUUUUUUAAUUGGCACAUUCAUUGGACCGAAAAAUGACGAAGAAAGAGCGAAAGGAUUCAUUGGAUAUGAUCUCAAUCUCUUCAAGGAAAACUUUUUGCCCAACUAUAGGCCAAAGGAUGGACAGAGUCACGAUUUUUUUUCAGUCCUUGCCAUUUUCUUCCCCGCGGCCACAGGAAUUCUGGCAGGUGCGAAUAUAUCCGGGGACUUAAAGGAUCCACAAUCAGCGAUACCAAAAGGAACCCUAUUGGCUAUUCUUUUAACAACCUUCUCCUAUCUUCUAAUAGCAAUCAUGGUAGGUGGUUCAGUUAUGCGUGACGCUUCAGGAAAUAUUAUGGAUUUAUUUAACAUUUACAAUAGUUCCAUUCUGAGAUCAAUAGGAGGUUUAGAAAAUCAAACGAGCAUUGAAAAUGAAACCUACUUCGAAAGUAUUCCCGAGAAGAAUUGGAGUAUCUACGGUACUGCUUUCAAUUGUACUCCGCCAAAUUGUCCAUAUGGUACCCACAACAGUUUUCAAGUGAUAGAAUUAGUUUCUGCAUUUGGCCCCUUUAUUUACGCGGGUUGCUUUGCAGCAACAAUUUCAAGUGCCCUUGCUUCUCUGGUUUCUGCGCCUAAAGUAUUUCAAGCACUAUGUUUGGAUAAUUUAUAUCCAGGCAUUGCAUGGUUCAGUGGAAAGAAAGGAAAGGAACCUGUUCGAGGAUAUUGUCUCACAUUUGUCAUAGCCGUUGCUUUUAUUCUAAUCGGUCAACUGGACAUCAUUGCACCGCUAAUUUCAAAUUUCUUCCUGGCUGCCUACACUCUUGUUAAUUUUAGUACAUUUCAUGCCAGUCUUGCCAAACCGAUCGGAUGGCGUCCGACUUUCAAGUAUUACAAUAUGUGGCUGAGUCUCGCUGGAGCAAUUCUUUGUGUGAUUGUAAUGUUCCUAAUUUCUUGGUGGACGGCAUUAAUUACUCUAUUCGUGGUCAUGGCCCUGUAUCUUGUUGUGGCUUAUCGAAAACCUGAUGUCAAUUGGGGCUCGACAACACAGGCGCAAACUUACAACAAUGCCCUAACGGCAAUACAACAACUCGACAGAGUUGAAGAGCACGUGAAAAAUUACAGACCACAAAUUCUGCUUCUCAGUGGUUCGCCAAGUUCAAGAUCCUCUUUCGUCGAUUUCGCGUAUCACAUUACAAAAAACCAAAGUCUACUUAUUUGUGGAGACAUCAUACAAAGCUCUUUAUCCUACAAGACCCGAGCAACAAUGUCAAUGAUGGCCACAUCUUGGUUCAGGACAAACAAAAUAAAAGCCUUCUAUUCACUCGUGGAUGGUGCGAAUUUUCAGGACGGUGCAAUAUCAUUGUUGCAGACAUCCGGAAUCGGAAAACUCAAACCGAACAUACUACUAAUGGGUUAUAAGCAAGACUGGUCCACUUGUCCUUUGGAAAAUCUGAACAUGUACUUUAAUGUGAUGCACAAAGCACUAGACAUGCAUAUUGCAGUGGCGCUACUAAGAGUCUCCGAAGGAUUAGAUUUCAGUGCAGUUAUGGAAGAUGUCGAGGAACAUAGGCGAACGAUUCUUCCAACUAUUAGGGGAAAUCAAAGUUUCUCACAAUUGAGUCAAGCGAGCAGUGUUUCGGACAUGUCUGUCUCAGGAAGUCCAACGCCAAAUCGAGCCAAUAAAGUAAACGAAUUUCCGAAUCCAACAGUGGAAGUACGUGCAGAGAACAAGCAAAAUGCGACGAUAUCGAAAGAUAUUUUGGAUGCAGUUACACGAUUCCAGAGGAAGCAGAAAAAAGGAACAAUAGACGUUUGGUGGUUGUAUGACGACGGUGGUCUGACACUCCUACUACCCUACAUCAUAAGCACCAGAAGAAAUUGGUCAAACAGCAAAUUAAGAGUAUUUGCCUUAUCCAACAAGCACUCGGAACUUGAAUACGAGCAACGGAACAUGGCGAGUCUUCUCUCAAAGUUCAGAAUAGAUUACUCAGCUUUAAAAGUUAUUUCGGAUAUUAACAAACCAGCUCAGACUGGAACGAAAAACUUUUUCGACUCACUAAUUGUGGACUUUUGUAAUCCGGCUAAUUCACGAUUAACAGAAGCGGAUAUUAUAAAAGACUCGGAAUUGCUGGCAAUGAAGGACAAAACGAAUAGACAUCUACGUUUACGUGAAUUACUUCUUGAAAAUUCCAUGGAAUCUAAUUUAGUUGUUAUGACAUUACCAAUGCCAAGGAAGGGGGCAGUUUCAGCAGCACUCUAUAUGGCAUGGCUUGAAACAUUAACACGUGAUAUGCCACCAUUUUUACUGGUUCGCGGUAAUCAUUCAUCAGUACUGACAUUUUAUUCCUAAUUUUAUUUUACCCUCCUUCACCUUUUUUCAUUCCUUAAUCAUUGAUGUCAUGAAAAUGAGGAUUAGAAUCUAACGAGAAUUAUUUCCGUACAUGUAUUAAUAUUUUACGGUCCACAAGUUAUUAAUAUUCAAAUGAACGAAAUAUUUUUCACCGAGUUAUUAAAUUAAUUAAAUUUAUUAAAUUACUAAUUGCUAAAAAAUUAAAACAUUUAA
Molecule: messenger RNA, 4002 nt
Organism: Leptopilina heterotoma
Lineage: Eukaryota; Metazoa; Arthropoda; Insecta; Hymenoptera; Figitidae
Gene: Ncc69
Product: bumetanide-sensitive sodium-(potassium)-chloride cotransporter
Exons: 18
Coding region: 643-3789 (1048 amino acids)
Biological process (GO): sodium ion transmembrane transport; cell volume homeostasis; chloride ion homeostasis
Cellular component (GO): membrane
Molecular function (GO): sodium:potassium:chloride symporter activity
Source: RefSeq, a predicted model, not a curated record